Molecule: messenger RNA, 3818 nt
Organism: Dipodomys ordii (Ord's kangaroo rat)
Lineage: Eukaryota; Metazoa; Chordata; Mammalia; Rodentia; Heteromyidae
Gene: Cog3
Product: component of oligomeric golgi complex 3
Exons: 19
Coding region: 1-2040 (679 amino acids)
Biological process (GO): intra-Golgi vesicle-mediated transport; intracellular protein transport; Golgi organization
Cellular component (GO): COG complex; membrane; cis-Golgi network
Source: RefSeq, a predicted model, not a curated record
AUGGCGCUGGCGUCCGGGGGCAGCGUCCGGACGCGCCCGGCUCUCCCGGCGGCGUGGGACGGCGUGGGACGGUUGGCCCGCAGCCUGGCUUCAGGCAUCCUGCUCCGGGUCUCCUUCCUGUCUGCUGCCCGCAGCGUCUGCCAGCAGGGGCUCGGCAGCCGCGGAGCUGGGCGGCCGCACGCUCGGCUUCCAAUGGAUGACUUGUGCAGUUUAACAUCCCAAUUGCUGUCCACUGAGCCAGCUGCAGUAGUGCCUGAGUCUACAGAAGAUAUUCUCUUGAAAGGCUUCACUUCCUUAGAAAUGGGAGAUGAAAGAAUUGAGACUGCACAGCAGUUUUUCUCGUGGUUUGCAAAGCUGCAAACUCAGAUGGAUCAGGAUGAAGGAACUAAAUAUAGAAACAAACUGAAUUCUCCUACGUUGUCUGUGAAUAGUGAAGGAUUUAUACCUAUGCUGGCCAAAUUAGAUGAUUGUAUAAUGUAUAUCUCAUCUCAUCCUAAUUUUAAAGAUUACCCUGUAUACUUACUGAAGUUUAAACAAUGUCUUUCUAAAGCUUUGCACCUCAUGAAGACAUACACUGUGAAUACACUACAGACCCUCACAAAUCAGCUACUAAAAAGGGUGAGUGUGGUGUAUGUUUGUCUCUUGCAGGUUCGCAGUGGCUGUGCCUUUAUGGUCCACGUAUGCCAGGAUGAGCACCAACUUUAUAAUGAAUUUUUUACAAAGCCGACGUCAAAAUUAGAUGAGCUUUUGGAGAAAUUGUGUGUGUCAUUGUAUGAUGUCUUCAGGCCAUUGAUCAUUCACGUUAUUCACUUAGAGACUUUAUCAGAACUUUGUGGGAUUCUUAAAAAUGAAGUUCUUGAGGAUCACGUUCAGAAUAAUGCUGAACAACUAGGAGCAUUUGCAGCUGGAGUAAAGCAAAUGUUGGAAGAUGUACAGGAACGGCUUGUGUACCGAACCCAUAUCUACAUUCAGACGGAUAUCAUGGGCUAUAAACCAGCUCCUGGAGACUUGGCGUAUCCUGAUAAGUUAGUCAUGAUGGAGCAAAUUGCACAGAGUUUGAAAGACGAACAAAAGAAGGUACCUUCAGAAGCUUCAUUUUCAGAUAUUCGGUUAGAAGAAGCAGAGUCUAACAGUCUAACAAAGUCUGCUUCAACAGAAUCCCUCAAUCCUAGACCACAGACCACGAUUUCUCCCGCAGAUCUGCAUGGAAUGUGGUAUCCUACAGUUCGAAGAACUCUUGUCUGUCUCUCCAAAUUAUACAGAUGUAUAGAUAGGGCUGUGUUUCAAGGAUUAUCACAGGAAGCCUUGUCUGCCUGCAUUCAGUCCUUACUGGGAGCAUCCGAUUCUAUCAGCAAAAACAAGACUCAGAUUGAUGGGCAACUUUUCUUAAUUAAGCACCUUUUGAUUCUUCGUGAACAAAUUGCUCCAUUUCACACUGAAUUCACCAUUAAGGAAAUUUCCCUGGACCUCAAGAAAACUAGAGAUGCAGCAUUUAAAAUCCUGAAUCCUAUGACUGUUCCGAGAUUUUUUAGGCUGAAUAGCAACAAUGCCUUGAUAGAGUUCUUGUUGGAGGGUACUCCUGAGAUAAGAGAACAUUAUCUUGACUCUAAGAAAGAUGUAGACCGGCACCUGAAAUCCGCCUGUGAACAGUUUAUUCAGCAGCAGACCAAGCUAUUUGUUGAGCACCUCGAGGAGUUCAUGACAAAGGUUUCAGCAUUAAAAACAAUGGCCAGUCAAGGAGGUCCCAAGUAUACCCUUUCCCAGCAGCCUUGGGCACAACCAGCUAAAGUUGGUGAACUUGGGACAACUGCCUAUAAAACAUUAAAGACAAAGCUGCCACUGAUACUGAAAAGCAUGUCACUCUACCUGUCCAACAAAGAGACAGAGUUCAUCUUGUUCAAGCCUGUUAAGAAUAACAUUCAGCAAGUCUUCCAGAAGUUCCAUACCUUGUUAAAGGAAGAGUUCAGCCCUGAAGACAUCGAGGUCAUUGCUUGUCCUUCCAUGGAACAGGUGAACUUUCUGCUCUCCGUGUCUAAUUAAGCAGGCCUGUUGGACUGGGCUGGGCUGUGUGUUAGCAGUGUCCUGUGGGCCAGUGCUGAGGAGUCUUGGCGGCCUGCAGGGUGCUGAAGAAUCUUGAGAACCACCUGGGCAUGCUGCUCCAUGCUGCCAGCAGAAGGAAACAAAGCGAAGUGAAGAGAUUGGUGUUACCCUUUCACAGACACCAUAUGCCAAAGAUUCAUUGAUGAGUUGUGGUAACCAUCCUAUGUCAGCAGUCACCAGAGCAGAAGCUUCUAUAGUAGCCAUGGGGGAAUGUUUCCUCACAAACGUUGUGCAAUAAAAAGAGGUUACAAUAAGUAGUGCAAAGAACUUUAUGGAAAUACAGCUAACUGGAAAGCUGUUAAUGCUUGAGACACUGCAACACUUUUAACCAAUGAGCAUUCCACAGUGACUAUUUUUGUACUUCCAGAAAUCUUACUUCUACACUCUAUUUUAUGUCAUGUUUCUUCUAUCAUUUUGAAGCUUAGGUGGGAGUACUUAUAGUUCCAUUUAAGAAUGCAUCCUCCUUGCUCUCCUGGGAAUUCAGGGUGUCAUCUUUGUCUGGGAGAGGAAGAGGCAGAGGCCUCAUGUAACCCAUGCCCCUUGAAUGGCUGGGGUGCAGAGCAUUCAGAGCAGGGAACUGUAGCCACCACAGACACAGGUGGUAUUGGCCUCUUCAGUGCAGAUCUUCAGGGUUCUGUAGUCUGUAGGUGUGUGUGGGGAUUACCAAUUAAUGUGUCUUGAGUCCGGGACAUCAAGGAGAAAGACACUAAUGAGCGGCAGGUUUCAUGAAUGAAGUGUAGUCAGUCGUUUUCUGCAUACUACCUUCAGUUACAGUUGUCCUUUAAAAGGCAAACGCUUUCCUGUGUAUCUCUUUAUCUGCCUGUCCAGUGCUGUGGCAGCCUUGGAAUCUCCAACCCUGCCACAGUAGAAUACAUUCACCCACAAAUGGAAGGAUGACAAACACUGCCCAUACUGUAUCAGGGAUCACAAAUUAUGAGUAUCUGCGAAUUUUCCUACAAAUUUUUCAAAUUCAGAAUUGGAUUGCCUUUUGCCUCUGAUGUUACAGUAAAUGUAGCUUUUUUUUGUUGUUGUUGUUCAAAAAAGAAUUCUGAGUCAUUGAGAAUUCUCAAGCAGUGGGGUUCUGGAGUGGAGCCAGCGACCUUGUGGUGCAGGUGGUAUGAGUAGCAUGCUCCUUAACCUGAACGCAGGCUCUUGCACAGGGCUCCUGAGGUCAGUUGCUUUUCAACCAGGUUUGAAUUGGUGGUGGACAUUGUUUGAUAGAGCUUAUUACUCUCUAUUUUGGGAAGGUAAGAGGGUCCAUAUUCUUUCUUUGCCAUAAAUGAAUUAGGAAAAUUAUAUUUACUUACAUUUACUGUUUUAAAUAUGUUUAAUGAAAUAAACUGUAAAAUAUCCAGUUUCAUGUAUUAUAUGUAUAUUAGGUUUUCCAGUAGCCUUUCCAAAGAAAUGAAGGCAUGAUUAUUGUACAGUACUGUGACUGAUUAGUUUGCUGUACAAAGCCGAAUGUGUUCUUCGGGAUACAAGUAUGUAAUGGCACUUGUUCUUGUGGUUUGAUCUUUCGUUUCAGAAACAUUCAGAUACCUUACAAAGUGCUGGGUAGGAAAUAGUGAUCCAACUUGUUUGCUAAAUGAAUAUUUGUUUAAAUCUGUACAGUUUCACGUGUUUACUUAUACAGAGUGUACAUACUUUGAAAAUAAUUAAUUUAAAAUGCUUUAUAUUAUUUGGCUAGAAAUUGCUGUUUUUAAUAAAUGAAUUUUUUA